This is a messenger RNA of Solea solea (common sole), 4646 nucleotides long. RefSeq names its product prominin 2 (gene prom2). Gene Ontology annotation, cellular component: cell surface; apical plasma membrane; microvillus. Gene Ontology annotation, molecular function: cholesterol binding. The transcript has 23 exons. The coding region runs from base 270 to 2711 and encodes 813 amino acids. The record is from RefSeq and is a predicted model, not a curated record. Lineage: Eukaryota; Metazoa; Chordata; Actinopteri; Pleuronectiformes; Soleidae.
CUCGCACACAGUCAACUUCACAAGUUGUCAACACAGUCGGACGAUAUCAAGUUUCUACAGGUCUGCAACUGUGUGUGUGUGUGUGUGUGUGUGUGUGUGUGUGUGUGUGUGUUAACACCACCCUGUCUGAAUUACUGGAGCGCAGAGCAGUUGCAACUGUCCUUCACUGUCCGGCCAAGAGUUUAUAUGAAGAUACAUUUCAUGCCGUGCAGCGAUCAAACCCUACUGCGCCCGUGUCACCUUUAAACAGGGCAUACUUCUGUGAGAGUAUGAGGGCUUGUAGGAGGCCGAGCAGCGGUGGAGCACUCAGAACCGUCGUCGGAGCGAUGCUGCUGACACUUGGCCUGUCCCAGUCUGGCCCUCAACAGACUCCCUGUAUGGCUGGUGAUGCUGGACAGAACCUCACCCAGCCCAAGUACUUCAUGUUUCAGAACAGGACUGUGUCUAGCUUCAUGACGCCUCUGGUUGAAUCCUUCCUCCAAACUGUCCAGCCAUACCCAUUUCCAAUAGACCUGAUCCUGAAACUAGUCCGUGAAUUCUCAUUGACAAAUUCACAAUUAAUCAAGGAAGUCAUGCUGCACGAAGUGGGCUUCCUGGUAUGUGCAAUAUUUGGCAUCCUGUACAUCAUUCUGAUGCCCAUAAUUGGCAUCUUCUUGGCGUGCUGCCGCUGCUGUGGCAAGUGUGGUGGGACGAUGCACCAGAAGCAGACACCCUCCAUUCACAGUAGCAGACGAUGUCUCUACUGGUGCACGAUUGCUGUCACAGUCGUCAUCCUAGCCGGGAACGUUUGCAUGUUCAAAAGCAAUAAAGACCUGAAUGUGGGUGUGACUCAGAGUCCUACACAGCUCAACAAGACUACACGCAACAUUCAAACGUUCAUCACGUCUGUGCCUCAGCAAAUUCAUUCCGUGGUGAACGAGAGCUUCACAACCAUCGACAGGAUUGCCUCAAACCUUCAUGACAUCGGGCCUCAGUUGGGCUCAGUCAUCCAGGAUCGAUUCCGUGGACAUAUGGACCCAGUGCUGCGCUCGCUGAGGCUGCUGAAUGAAGGGACCACAAACUUCAGCGCUCAAUUACAGGAGCUGAACUCAUUUUUGACCCAGCACAGGACCACCAUGAACCUUCUGCAGAGGGACAUCACUACCAUCAGAUAUGCCAUCACUGCCACUUUGAAUAACCCGGCCUGUGUUGGCUGUGCCUUAAUAAGGCCAGUUUUACAGCCACAGGUAGAUCAACUGACACUGGGCGCAAUCGUUACUCCCAACAACGAUGGUCUUGUGGCAGGAAUGACUCAAAUCAACCAAACUGAUCUCCCAUCAAAAAUCGUGGAGAUUGAACGCUACUUCAACAGCAUCCCACAGACCGUGAACGCUGAAACCACGAAUGUAGUGCAACAAACCACCCAGGUGCUGGAGAACGUCAAAACCCAGAUCUCAAAUAUCAUCAGGACCUCCCUUUCUGCUUUGAUAAAUUUGUCAGACGUUCCAACUCAGCUGUACGCAGACACAAUCGGUAAACACAGCUCCACGAUCGAGUACGCCGAGGACAUUAGGUACAAAUUGUGUAUUGCUCUGUGCUGCGUGGUGGGCCUGGUGGUGAUGUGUAACAUCCUGGGUCUGGUUCUGGGUCCUCUGGGUUUGAAGCCCAAAACGGACCCAACAAUGCGCUCCUGCAUGGCAGACAGCGGAGGCACCUUCUUCAUGAUGAGUGCAGGGUUCAGCUUCCUCUUCUCCUGGCUGAUGAUGGUACUCGUGCUCGUGCUCUUCCUGUUGGGAGGACACGGUCACACUCUUGUGUGUCGGCCGUGGAGCAGCGGACAACUGUUCCAGUUAAUUGAUUCUUCGGGAUUGGUUCCAAACAUAAGUCAGGUGUUGGGAGUGAGAAGCAAAAUCAGCAUCGCACACCUCUACAGAGACUGUACGGCAAACCAGACCAUUUGGAAAACACUCCUCCUGCAUGAAGUGAUAGACCUCGACCAAGUCUUCAGUACAACUCAAUACGUGGGGGACAUACAGCGGCAGUUUGACGCUAUGAACAUUGAGUUGCCCACCAUCACUUUCCUGCGCCCUGAAGUGAGAGAGAACCUCAGAAACCUCUCCGUCAUUACAAACGAAAUGAACUCCACCCUUAUCACACAGCAGAUUAACACCGUGUCCAGCAUCAAUCUGAAUACGUCAGCGGAUGCACUUGUGAAUGCUGGAACUGGGACUGACCCGCCCACUCAAACAAGACUCCAAAACCAUGCCGACGACUUGAGGCAGUUUCAGGCCAGAAUAGAAACAACCCUCAUCCCACAAAUGACACAACUUAACUCAAGUGUCACGGUCCUUCGCACCACGGAACAAGAAAUGGAGGCAUCAGUGGUGGUGGUGCUGGCAAACGUGGCUGCAGCAGAAGACUUCUUCAACACAGACGCAGCAGCGAUUGUCAGGAACGAAAGCAGCUCGUUCUUGGACUGUCAGCUGGCUCACUUUGACCAUUACAAUGUGUGGGCCAGACACAUGAUCACAGAGCAGGUGGGAUUUUGUAAGCCUGUGGCGGAGACUGUGGACGUUGUGGGGGUCAUCCUCUGCUCGUACCUGCUGGAGUCUCUGAAUGCGUUCUGGUGCAGUCUGGGCUGGUGCCUUUUCUUCCUCAUCCCCAGCAUCAUCUUCACUAUCAAACUGGCCAAGUACUAUAGGAAAAUGAAGUUGUCUGAUGACUAUGAGUAAGAAGCAAAAACAACCCCAAAACAAAAAAACUCAGCCAAAAAAUUCACUUGAGCCAUAAACACACAUACAUUAUGUGUGUCCACGUGUGCACAUAACAUGCACGAAUCAUAACGGGUUUGUUCCUCUUAUAGAAAUGUUAUAAAGGCUUUAUUACAAAGUUAUUAAUAAGGGUUUCUAAACAUCUUACUUUGGAGUUAAUACUUAGUCUUAACACAUUUAACAAUCGCAACUCCUCAUCAUGAAUAAAUGGGGAUGUGAUGAUGUUCUUUGUCCACUUUGCAACAAGGCAUUUAUAAAUGUUGGCAAGGUUAACAAGAAAUAGAUCCUUAAAAAUGAAAUGAAUAGAUUCAUGCAGGUGUGUUAUAGAAUUGGAAUUCAAUUUUAUUAAUCCCCUUAGGGAAAGUAUUCCUCUGCAUUUGACCCAUCCUAGAAUUAGGAGCAGUGGGCUGCCACACUGAGUAGCGCCCGGGGAGCAUUGGGGGUUGGGUACCUUGCUCAGGGGUACCCCAGCCCUUUUUGGCCGGGUGGGGAUUUGAACCGGCGACCCUCUGGUUACAAGCCAAGUUCCCUUUCCACUUGGCCACAGGCUGCCCGUAACGUCCCAUUAGGACGUCAUUACGUGUUAAUAACCCAAUUAUAACAGUCCAGUGUGACGUGGUGCACAUUUUGACUGCUAUAGCCUGCCAACGCUCUUGUCUCUGUUUCAGUGACAACGUCAUAGCAAGCAAACUAAAUAUAAGCCCAAACGAAAAUGAGCUGAGCGACCGAGACGCACAGUUCUGGGAUGAGCACACACAACCGUCGCCUCCCGACCAAAGUGACACACUGUACACUGGGACACAGAUGUGACACACGAGCGAAAUAAGUUCACUCACACUGUUCACUACACAGAAAACUUGAGGCUGAGGUAAGGGAAAGAUAAUAUAUCUGUAUUUUAUGUAGCACUUUUCUAGUCUUGAUGACCACUCAAAGCUGCUGUACAUGACAGUUCUGCCAUUCACACCCAUUCACUCACACCUUUCACACGUUCACACACAAGGAGCUAGUGGAGCCGGGAAUCAAACCCACAACCAGGGAUGCCAGCCGACGUAGAAGACUGAAAGGGAAGAAGGCGUUUCCUCAUCUGUACGUCACUCACUGCCUUCACUGACAGCACUCGUCAUGAUUAAGGCUGCAACUAACGACUAUUUUCAUAAUCGAUUCCUCUUGUUGAUUAUUUUCUCGAAAUGUGUCAGAAAAUGUUGAUCUGUGUUUCCCAAAGCUGGAAAUGAUCCAAAAUGAUUCAGUUUUUAAUGAUUUCUUUGUCAAAUUUGGCAAAGAAACCAGAUAAUAUUCACAUUUAAGAAGCUGGAAAAUUUGAACGCUUUUUUGUUUUAUUUAUUGAAAAAACACUAACCGAUUCAUCGAUUAUCAAAAUAGUUGAUAAUUCAUUUAGUAAUCGAUUAAUAAUCGAACAAUGGUUGCAGCCCUAGUCUUGAUACAUUUCAUUCCUCACACAGUGUCUUUGAAAAGGACCUCGGGACACAAGAGAAUCUUCAGGGAUUAUUUUAACUUUGAAUAUUUUUUGCAUGUUUUAUAUGUUUUUGAUGUACAAACAGAGCCUGCUGCUAGAUCCUGAGAGCAUAAUUUAUUAGUGUUGAGCUGAUUUUUUUAGUCAUGUCGUAAAGGAAAACAAUAGAAACAAGCUUCUGAGACCAAAUUAUACUGCACUAAGGGUGAAUCACUACAUUUCUACACUUUGUUUUGUGUGCGUGACAAUUACUGAACUCCAUAUUGUCAUGACGUCUUUUUUUGUAAACGAGUUUGAUAAUGUGUUUUUCUACGUUUUAAUUUCAACUUUCGAAAAGAUUUAUCUUGGCUGUGAUUUAUUAAAAACAAAAAAACAAAAAAAGGCUACUGUGAAUAGAAAAAUUGUACUGGACGACAAAUGAACAA